Molecule: messenger RNA, 3594 nt
Organism: Patiria miniata (bat star)
Lineage: Eukaryota; Metazoa; Echinodermata; Asteroidea; Valvatida; Asterinidae
Product: DNA endonuclease RBBP8-like
Exons: 9
Coding region: 279-3101 (940 amino acids)
Biological process (GO): DNA double-strand break processing involved in repair via single-strand annealing; double-strand break repair via homologous recombination
Cellular component (GO): site of double-strand break
Molecular function (GO): double-strand/single-strand DNA junction binding; damaged DNA binding; double-stranded DNA binding
Source: RefSeq, a predicted model, not a curated record
GCGGAGAAUGAGGAAGCGCGGUAAAUUUGAGGUGUAAGAAGUGAAUGAUUUGUCUCGUUUUAAAUGAAAAUGAUAGCAUACAGAGUCACAGUUUAUGAGGUUGAACACAUUUUUGUUUCUCGAUGAAAUGUUAAGAGAAAAACCUAUCCAGAAUUGAUGGUAAAUGCCAUUUUUUACGGAUUGAACAUUCUGAUUAUGUUGAAUGAAAAACCAACCAUGCAGCGGAAUCACAGUCACUGAGGCUCAGAAUUUGUCGAGUUCUCUGACGAUUCUGCAUCAUGUCUUCCGAGGAUGGAACUCCUCAGCUCGAUGAGUCCGAGUCGCCGGAGAUUGUUACAGCUUCUUGCAGCUUGUCAAGCUCAACGUCGUCCUUGACAUCACCCCCGGCUCCGAGAGAAUCAUUGACAUCAUUGCUGCUACAAAUACAGCAAUAUCACACCACAGAAACACAUAAACUCCAGGAACGAGUAAACAGGUACAAGAUGAAAUGCAACAAGUUAGCCAAAGUUUCCAAUGACAACGCUGCCAUAGCGAAGCAGUUUUCCAAGCAGAAUAAAAUCCUGCAAGCUGAGGUCAUGAAACUGAAACAGCAGCUGCGGCUGCUACAUAACACAAGACAGAAUGGUUUAGUCAAUACUUCUCAGAUCCAAGCAAGCAAUGCUGAACAAGCUUCACCAAAUCAGGAAGCUCAUCAGGCGCCUAACAGUCCCAACAAGGAUCUCCCAAAGAAGCUUUUCAGAGCUCCCAGCAAACUAACCUCCAAGAAAUCCAACAAGAAAGUCCGCUACGAAGAGAUAUCCUCAGUCGGAAGCUUCCAAAAACCUCCCGCAGAAACACUCCAAGUAAGAAACUCUCAGGAAGAACCAAGUCCCACCGCUGUCCCUAACACAGAAAGGCCAACAGUACACGAGAAGACACUUGCUAAUUUUCAAGCUCCACACAACAGAACACAAGUCGCUGGUAGUCCAGGAGGUGUCAUCUUAGCACCAGAUACUUGUGUUUCACCAUCAGUCCAGGCUACCUUGAACACAAGGAAUCCCGAUUCAGGGGCCACCUUUGGUGGGCAUGGCACAUCUAAGCAAAUGCUCGAUGGCCCUGGAAAGAGGAUUAUGGAUAAGCGGGUGCACACCAUUCCUGAGACUUUGGGAGUUGAAGCUGACGCUGGGACAUCCUUUGAGAUGGGUGAUGAAAGUCUUAUUGAUGCGCCAACCUAUGCAAGCACUCCUGUGGCAAGCCAUUCUCAGACGUCUCUGUUAUCAGAAUCAGUGUCAGUACUGUCCCAGAAAUCAUCACAGAUGCCAGACUCGACACGGCUGAACAUUUUAUCUUCAGAGGCAUCCAGCAAACAGGCAUCACACAGCAACCCACUCACCAUCUCCAUUCCGAGAUCAGAGUCGCAGUUUCCAGUCGACUUAAGCAACACGCAGGCCAAGUCACCCACAUUUUGCGGCGAGGGCCUGGCCACCCCUGGAAGCUCAAGUGGUAAGUCCCGGCAGCAUGGCAGCACUACUGUUGAUAGGAAUGUACCAACACCGCAUAGGGGUGAUCGAUCAGAAGUGACCGAUGAAAGCUACGAAUCAGAAGCUUCUAUUUUACUCCUUGAUCCUCAUUUUCCAAAGCGAGUAGCUGAUCCUCGUCCCUCGCCAAAGUCUCUGCCUAGUCUCACAUUAACCUCCAAGACAGCAUCUUCAGGAGAAGCAAAGCACAAACAAGACGAAGGGAAAACAUUAUUUCAUGCUAAGACACAGAGAGAUAGUUCUAGUACCAGAGUACUAGCCAGCAAGGUGGAGCGCGGACAAGGGACUGACAUGCCACUGAAGUCUCACAACAACUUGUCAAGGGUGUCAACUUCCAAGAAAAGAAAGCUAGAUCCUGAUGAAUCCACUAUGAACGAUGACACAGUGCUUCCCGAGGAUAGGUUUCUUGAAAAGGAGAACAGCCCAGAAGGUCUUGAAGACGAUAAUCAAACAUCAAUUCAGACAAGCACUAGACAGUCUAAACAAGGAAAACGCCUAUCUCCUGAAGAAACAGGUGCUAGGGUCCAAGCUAAGGGCAACAAAAACCUGAAGCAGAGCAAGCUCAUUCUGAGCAAGAUCAAACCUGGUAUGAACAAGUCGGCCAGUCUCAUGCGAGCGUACAACGGGGGUAGUUUAGUGAAUGUGGACUCCCAAUCGGAUGCCUUCAUGAAUCGGGCAAUAGAGUUGUCACUCGCGGAUCGACAAAAGGCAGAAGCUGGGGGUAAAAACGACUUUAGGUCUGAGAAUAUCGAAGAUGGAUUCAAGGUUCCAACUUUGCCUCACAAGAAACAGCAGCAUUCUGUAACUCCCGAUGCUAGUGUGGCUAAGAAGGCAUCUCAACAGAAGCGAAGAGCUUCUGAUCAGGAUGAUUCAGACCUCCAAGAGAGCUUAGAUUUCAUGCACUCUCCUCAUGACUUGAAUGAUUCGGUCGAUCCACUGAUGGACUUGACGCGACUAGAAACGGAGUCAUCCCAGUCUUCCAGCCAACCCAACCAAUCCGUCACGGGAGGGAUUCAUGUUAAGAAGCUGUUGGAGAGGAGGCACGAAGCUGGUCUUGAGGUAGAUGAUGAAGAGUUGAUGCUCUCUGAGAUGGCAGAUGACAGCUGUCAGGAUCUGUUUGAGGAGGAGGAGGACAGUGAGCCAGAAGGCAACUUGGAAAAAUCUGGGGUCGGAGGUGAAACUUCCUUUGUCAGGAACUUUGACGUUGUGCCCAAGGUGGUUGACAAACCAAACUACAAGUACUCGGAGGUUGUCCGUAAACAUGAUGAUCGACAGAAACUGAAGGGCUUCGGCUGCAAGGAAUGUGAGGCAUUCUACGGAGACCUGUCUCUGACAGAAUCCCAGCGAGACAAGCGAAUGAAGAUGUGCUCCAGACACCGGGCUCAGUUCAGUCCGCCAAAUACUCCGGCUCACUAUUGGUCGGUUGGAUUCCCAGACACACAGACAUGUCUGCAGAGAGGUUACAUUAAAGAAAGCAGGAGCCCGGACAGACGUUCAAGGUUGAGGGGAAAAAACAAGUACAAGAAGCUGUUCUCUGGGAAGGAGGUUGAUGGCACAAGGCAAGAGGUUGAAGACGACAAUUGAAAGAGGUUGUUGAUUGCCGGAAGUUUCACUACAUCAUCAUGAGUUAGUUUAUUUAGCCUAGGUAUAUCAAAAAAUAAUAAGGUGCACUUAUUUCUCAUAUAAAAACAAUCAACGUUUCUUGUGAGAGCUUUUGUUGCUUCUUUUUGGCAUACCAUCUAUGCACAACUUUUCUAUUUGUCUAAACGCGUCAUUUGUCCAAAGUAAUCAUUUUUCGCAGGCACUACAUGAAAAAAAUCCAGAAUUUUUUUUAUAUUUUUUUACAGUCAUUUUACCACCAAAGAAAGAGGAAAAAUGUGUCGUGUUAUUUAUAGCUGUACUCUUUACUGUAAACAAUUUUCCUAAAAAACAUAUAAUUGGCAAUCAACAACCUUUUUAUAAAGGUGGGUGUUCUUACUCCUGUAUGCUUGUGGUUUAAAAGGAAAACACAACUUGAAAACAAGACUAACUUUCAUCUUGUAUAGAGCAUUGGAUAUUAUUAGUUAUCCCGCGAGCG